Messenger RNA from Impatiens glandulifera, 2255 nucleotides. RefSeq names its product 65-kDa microtubule-associated protein 9-like. The transcript has 12 exons. NCBI's taxonomy places the organism in Eukaryota, Viridiplantae, Streptophyta, Magnoliopsida, Ericales, Balsaminaceae. Bases 49 to 2130 code for a protein of 693 amino acids. Gene Ontology annotation, molecular function: microtubule binding. The record is from RefSeq and is a predicted model, not a curated record. Gene Ontology annotation, cellular component: spindle; cytoplasm. Gene Ontology annotation, biological process: microtubule cytoskeleton organization.
GAUUGAUGUCAUUCUUAGUUAGCUUUUGGUAUUGAAACAAAAUGAGUUAUGACUACUGUAAUUUUGUUUAUCUUUGUUCUUUCCAGUUCUGAUACUAUCACCAUGCAAAAUCACGAGAAAGGGAAUGUUUUGCAUCUGGAGACAAUCUGUGGUUCUUUUCUGAUUGAGUUAAAGAAAAUAUGGGAGGAAGUUGGGGAGCCUGAAACAAUUACAAGAAACAUUAUUCUUGAACUUGAACAAGAGUGUAUAGAAGUGUGCAGGAGGAGAGUAGAUCAGGCAAACCAGAAAAGAGCCCAGUUGCGAAAGGCAACUGCUGACUCAGAAGCUGAACUUGCGUAUAUCUGUUCUGAAUUGGGUGAACGACCACCAUUACAUACUAAACCUAUUCCUGGAACAUUGAAGCAAGAGUUUGAGACCAUUAUUUCCCAACUAGAGGAAAUGCGAGUGAAAAAAGCAGAAAGAAAGAAUGAAUUUCAGGAAGCUCUAGAUCAAAUACAGAAAAUCUCCAAUGAGUUUUCUCUGCCUAAAGAAGAUAAUACAUGCAUUAGAGUUGGUGAUGAAAAUGACCUGUCUUUGAAAAGAUUAGAAGAGAUCCAUAGUUGUCUGAUUGUUCUGCAGAAAAAGAAGGAUGACCGCCUUAAUGAAGUUCAAAAUCAUCUGAACACUUUGAAAUCACUCUGUUCAGUGCUUGAUAUUGAUUUCAAUCUGAAAAUUCAAGAGGCACAUCCUUCUCUUGUUGACAGCCAUGCCAUCAAAAGCAUAAGUGAUCACACAAUUCAAGUAUUAUCCGCUGAAAUAUGUGGUUUGCAGGAGCUCAAGACAAAAAGACUUGAACAGUGUCAAGAUCUUGCAACGACAAUGGUGGAACUUUGGACCCUAUUGGAUACACCGAUAAUGGAUCAAAGAUUAUUUCACAACAUUACAAAGAAGAUUGCUGCUUCAGAUUAUGAAAUAACUGAGCCUAAUGCACUAUCUUUGGAUUUGAUUAGUAAAGCAGAGAUUGAAGUAAAGAGGCUGCAACAGUUGAAAUCUAGUAAAAUAAAUGAAGUUGUUGUGAAAAAGAGAUCACAAUUGCAGGAAUUGUGUCAGAGAGCGCAUCUAGUUCUUGAAGCGCAAGAUGCUGUAGAGUCUGGUGAAACAGACCCGAUAUACUUAUUGGAGAUUAUUGAGUUGCAAAUUUCAAAGGCGAAGGAGGAAGCUUCUAGUAGGAAAGAAAUACUAGAAAAAGUAGAGAAAUGGUUAGCAGCUUGUGAAGAAGAGGACUGGCUUGAGGAAUAUAACAGGGAUGAUAACCGCUACAAUGCUGGGAGGGGUGCUCAUCUCAUUUUGAAACGAGCAGAGAAAGCUCGUUUGUUGGUUAAUAAAAUUCCUGCAACGGUUGAGGCAUUGGUUGCAAAAGUGAGGGCGUGGAAUGAUGAGAAAAAAGUUGAAUUUUUAUACGAUGGUGCCAAUCUUCUUACAAUGCUUGAGCAAUAUACUAUAUCCAAGGAAGAGAAGGAGAAAGAAUGUCAGAGGCAGAGAGAAGAGAAGAAACUCGAGGGAAAAAUGAGGGCGAAACAUGAAGUUCUUUACGGUUCUAAACCAAGUCCAUCCAUGAGUGGAAAAAAGGCUUCAGGUACAUCAGUUGGAUCUUUAUAUAACAAAAGAUACUCAAUUCAACCUGCUCUUCUUCAGUUAACUCCAUCCAGUUCUAGACAGAAAGGUAACAACAUUUUAGCAAUUUUGAAUCUGUAUUUCAUUUGUGGAAGAAACAGCGAGGUUUCCAAAUCUCAAACUAAGAAGAAGGAUAAUCGUAAACCACUAUCCCCAUUAUCAUCAUCAAAAACAAAUAUUCAAGAAGAAAUUCGGGGUGAGAAAACAGAAAAACGCGUUAAUGAAAGAAUUCAGAAAUCAAGUCCAACUAAGAUUGGUGGUUUGAUUGAUCAUGAUUAUGUAAACAGAACUCCAGGGAGAUUGAUUUCAUCAAUACCAACAACUCCCUCAACCAUAUCGGUUGCAAUGCAAUCGGCCAUGACUCCAUUCACCCCUUCGGUUGUUGUUGAUGAAGACUCUGAAUAUUCGUUUGAGGAGAAUAGAGCCUGUUUCGCUCGUCCUAAUAAUUCGGUUUCUAGGCCUAUUCUACGCUUUUAACUAGUAAAUGUUACUUUUCUUUUCUUAGUAUUACUAAAACUACUAGGUUCCACUAUUAUUAGAAGUCCCAUUUUUUGGGGGACAUUUCCUUUCAUAAUAGUUGAACUCCAAUCAAAAGUUUUCCU